AUGAGGCUUCUAUGCCGUGCACACACAGGCACUGCUCCUCACCAACCUUCCUUUCACUCAUCACCAUUCGCGUAUUCUGGAUAUGUAUAUUAUAUAAAUUAGUAAUGUAGAGCUCGAGGGAGAAGAAUAAAACAGUGAUUUUGUAGAAUGUGAGAAGAGAGAGUGGAGGAUGAGGUGGUUGUGGUGGAGACAGUGCCAGAUACUGACACUGGUGGUGGCAUAGCUCAGUGUACUAGCUGUUAGAACCAACAGACAAGCUGGUUCAGGGAAACUCCUCUGUCGAAAAUAGUUGAGAGGCUGAGUAGAAACAUGACUUACCCCUGCAAAACACAACUAGGAUGGGCUUGUUGGUGCUGGUGACAGGUGGAGCCGGGUUCGUAGGGUCGCACACACUGGUUGAACUGCUAGAGGCUGGUCACAGAGUGGUGGUUGUGGACAACUGUUGCAACAGUGCCAGAGGGCAAGAGGCUGGACAGCUACCUCCUGCCCUGGCAAGGGUGUGCACCAUCACCGGCAAGACCAUCACUGCCUUCCAUAUGGUAUCUCUCCUCGACCGUGAUGCCCUUGCUCAAGUCUUUGCACAGCAUAAGAUUGAUGUGGUGAUACACUUCGCUGCACUGAAGGCUGUGGGAGAGUCUGUAGAGAAGCCGCUGGCCUAUUACUCCAACAACGUCACUGGUACUCUCACCCUUCUAGAGGUAAUGAAUGAGGCUGGUGUAAAGAGGUUAGUGUACUCCUCUUCAGCCACAGUAUAUGGGGUGCCCCAGUACCUACCCACAGAUGAGCAGCAUCCCACAGGUGUGGGUAUCACCAACCCCUAUGGUCACACCAAGCAUAUCUGUGAACAGAUCCUCAGGGACUUGGCUGCCACAGAUAAGGAGUGGCGAGUGGUGCUCCUUCGCUACUUUAACCCAGUUGGUGCCCAUGAGUCUGGCAUGAUCGGGGAGGACCCGAAAGGGACGCCCAACAACCUUCUGCCUUAUAUUGCUCAGGUCGCCGUUGGGAAACUCGAUGAACUACUUGUCUAUGGAGGCGACUACAACACACCUGAUGGUACAGGUGUGCGGGACUACAUCCAUGUGAUGGACCUUGCUAGUGGACAUGUAGCUGCCCUGGACAAGCUGAACAGUGAAGACUUCCAGGGUGCUGUUGCCUACAACUUGGGCACUGGAGCUGGUGUCUCGGUGUUAGAGAUGAUUACGGCAUUCACCAGAGCAAGCCAGAAGAAGAUCCCGUACCGUGUGGUGGGACGUCGUGAAGGUGAUGUGGCCACUAUGGUGGGCAGCUGUGUUUUGGCUCAGCAGCAGCUGGGCUGGAGAGCAUCACGUGACCUACACCAGAUGUGUGUGGAUGCCUGGUGCUGGCAGAGUCAAAACCCUGAUGGAUAUGCAUAGCAACACACUAGUGUGUCAGCAGGUAUUUGGCAUCAGGUGUGUGGCAGCAGGGGUGUAGCAGCUGUAUCAUGGAUGUUCAACAGUAAUAAGACUUACAUUAGAGGCUGUCCAAUAAUGACUAUGAUGUAAUCAAUCAAGGGGCAUACCUUGAUGGUAAUGAAAGUCUAUUGAUCCUAGGAACUGGAGACAUAUUCUCCUUCUCUGAUCAAACUUGAUUACCUAUAUUUCUAUGGGUUUAUCACUUUUCUGUGAUUACAACAAUCUAUAAGAACAGUGUUGCAACACUGGCAAGUGUUUUGUGCUGUAUUAUUAUGGUGACAAUGUUAAACUCAUGAACAUCAUACCACUGGGGAAUGGGAGGUAAUCAAAUUUGAUACAGGGAAGAGGAUGAUAGCUCUAAUUCCUUGGAUCAAGAGCUCUUCCCUAGAAUGAAGGCACCUUUCUUGAAGAGAGGUGAUGGAGAGUCAAGACCAGUGCCUGAAGUGUCAUGUUAUUAACUUGUUAAUACAACUAUCAGAGUUUAUCAAUGAA
Cherax quadricarinatus is the source of this 1925-nucleotide messenger RNA. RefSeq names its product UDP-galactose 4'-epimerase (gene Gale). Gene Ontology annotation, molecular function: UDP-glucose 4-epimerase activity. Gene Ontology annotation, cellular component: cytosol. Gene Ontology annotation, biological process: beta-D-galactose catabolic process via UDP-galactose, Leloir pathway. NCBI's taxonomy places the organism in Eukaryota, Metazoa, Arthropoda, Malacostraca, Decapoda, Parastacidae. The record is from RefSeq and is a predicted model, not a curated record.